Molecule: messenger RNA, 1639 nt
Organism: Mus caroli (Ryukyu mouse)
Lineage: Eukaryota; Metazoa; Chordata; Mammalia; Rodentia; Muridae
Source: RefSeq, a predicted model, not a curated record
GCUUGUUUGCCUGCUUGCACUUACUUGUUGGCACUUCUGUUGAACCUGCUUCUUCUGGAUUCUAGUUUAUAUAGAAGACCAGCUGAAACACCUAGAGCAACAUGUCCUACAGUUUUGACCAGGCUAGCAAGGAUGUGGUUAAAAAGCUUCAAGGCAGAGAUCUGAGGCCUGUGGAAUGCCUGUCAGAUGCAACCAAAUUUCGUCUAUUUCACAUACUUCAGGAGACUCCUCGAUCAGGUUGGGAAACUGAAGAUAUUCCAGUUGGAUUUACCCUUCUGGAUCUCUUGGAGCCCAAUUUUCCUGUUCCAGAGCCUGAAGUGUCUGCUCCCAUGCCCUUCAUACAUGUCCAAUCAAUGCAACUGGAGGCUAACUUGGAUGUCCAACGCAUUGUAGGAGGAGGUGUAGGGUAUGAUGGGUACGGUGGAUACUACAUUGAGGUUCAGAGAACAAGCAUCCCAAAUCCAAAACUGGAAAGUCUUCAAAACAGGAAUCUGUUGGACCAGUGGCCAACAUAUAUGAACAAUUGCUUGAUAGAAGGAAAGAACCUGUAUGUGGUGACAGAGGCCUAUGAAGUAACCAAGGAUACUGUGCUGGAAGGCACAAGCAAUGGCAAAUUUGGAAUCAAAGGGAUCAUCAACCAGCUUGUCAAGGUUGGAGGCAGUGGGCAGUGGCAAACAGAGAGAACAGAUUCAAUACCUAUCAAAAAAGGUUCGGUGUUGGCCUACAAAAAGCAGCAACUCGUCAUUGAGAAUAACACUUGUGUCAUUCUCCAUUCUGCUAAUGCUAAGAAGAAGAUGACCUUUCCAAACAGACCUAAGGCAUUAUCUGGACCCACUGGACCCACGCUAAGAUAUCAGGAGCUAGUCAUUGAGAUAGGCUCGUGGAUAAAUGCCAUCGAUCCAAUUGGAACAAUUAAGGAGCCUGCCCAUCUAGAUUUUAUGUGCCUACAACAUGAAGUAUCUGAACAAACACAACUACUGGCUAAGCUCUCAAAGGAUGUUCAAGAAGUUGUGUUCUCCAGUUUCCUGCACAUGCUCAGUGACAGGGAUGUUCUGUAUGACCUGAUGAAAAUGCUGGAGUUGAAUCAGUUGGGGCAUAUGGAUGGCCCAGGUGGCAAAAUCCUGGAUGAGCUGCAAAAGGAUUCUAGCACCCCAUGGNUUGACCUAAAGGACCUCAUUCUUUAUCUCCUUCAAGCCCUGAUGGUGCUGAGCGAUACCCAACUCUGUCUGCUGGCCCAGUCUGUGGAGAUGCGGCUCCUCCCUCACCAAAGAGAGCUGGUAAAGAGCAUCCUACAGCCAAACUUCAAGUAUCCCUGGAACAUUCCCUUCACACUCCAGCCUCAGCUUCUUGCCCCACUCCAGGGUGAGGGCUUGGCCAUUACCUAUGAAUUGCUGGAGGAGUGUGGUCUGAAGAUGGAGCUGAAUAAUCCCAGGUCAACUUGGGAUUUGGAAGCCAAGAUGCCCCUGUCUGCUCUCUAUGGAAGUCUGUCAUUUUUACAGCAACUUUCUGAAGCCUAACUCUUCCUCCAGGCCCAGCCUCAGUCCUGGAUACAUUUGAGAUAUUGCACCAUGGCAUACACAAGAGUUGUGAUUCGAGUGCAUGUUUUAGGCUGGUGGGAAUAAAGAUGCUACGGCUCCUU